GCAUCUUGUGUCUUCCUACCAUCGCUAGGGGCAUAUUUAAGCAGGUUGCUGCUUUGAUGAACACAAUGUCGUUGCGUAAGCAGCUGAACACGAAACAUCAGGAACAGAAUGUGCUUGGCUGCUCAUAGCAUGAAGGCUUCAGGCAGCAGGAACAUACGAACAGAGUGCAACAUUGGCAGCGGAACUCCGCUGUGUAGAUGAGUAAACAUUGUUCGCAUUGCUCGUACAGGCACUCCGCACCAAUCAUACGCUCUAACUGCUGAGCAUAGCGCGAGGUGCUUACCAAGUACGCGACUUGGCGGCGGCGUGUGAUUAGUAUGUUCAACUCACCUUAGUAAGACUACCAAGUGUGAGCGAGCGGGCUCCCACAUUUGUUGGUAUUGUUUCCGAGAUUUGUUAAUGAUCCAGGCAUCUCAGAAGUCUAUAUGUGCUCUUGCACGUCGAUGUGGCACCCAAGCAAUUCGACUGUCAUAGUGUUCACUGUGAAUUUGAGAGUGAAGAGAACUGGACCAAGUCGUAAGUAUGUAUGGUCCAGCUGGCGUAGUGGGAAUGUGUACUACUACUGCAAAGUUCUGACCACGGAAAGAGAGCAAAGAUACCCGAUUUCAAGUAGACACUUACCACCGGCGCGUGGCUGUGUAUUGUCCCUUUUGUACAUUCCGUGGUCGACGGAGUCACAGAGGGAACGCCUAAGGCUCGAAGGAGCAGGUACUGGGUCAACAGAUGCAUGUGCUGGAUCGAGCUUCACCCUUACAGUUCAUGCAGGGCAGCUGCAGACACAACGUCUAAAGAAGGUUGCCGCCAGUACAUGUACGACCUUCUUGGCCGAUUCAGUCGUGAUCGUUGUGUGGAGGAGGUGCUGUCAGGCCCUCAUUUGCUGUGGGGCUCACACGCGGCCAUGCACGCUAGUGAGCAUCUGAUAAAAAUUCUGCAGCGGGAUCUGAUAACCCAG
This is a messenger RNA of Macroventuria anomochaeta, 952 nucleotides long. RefSeq lists its product as uncharacterized. Bases 426 to 920 code for a protein of 164 amino acids. The record is from RefSeq and is a predicted model, not a curated record. The transcript has a single exon. Lineage: Eukaryota; Fungi; Ascomycota; Dothideomycetes; Pleosporales; Didymellaceae.